Bursaphelenchus okinawaensis is the source of this 2003-nucleotide messenger RNA. The record is from the annotation of a GenBank genome assembly. NCBI's taxonomy places the organism in Eukaryota, Metazoa, Nematoda, Chromadorea, Rhabditida, Aphelenchoididae.
AUGUCUGACAAUGUGGAUGGUGGUGGUAAUCCAUCUUUGGACCCAAAUGCUUCAGCAGCACCAUCUGAAGUUCCAAUUGGAUCAGUAGUACCAAAUUCAGACCCAAGUGAUCAAGCAGUACCAGCUGGAGCCCAAAAUGGAUCAGCAGUACCAGCUUUAGACCAGAGUGCACCAGCAGCGUUAUCUGAAGCUCAAAAUGGACCAGUAGCCGCGUCUGUAGAUUCAAAUGCUCCAGCAGCACCACCUUCAGAUACCAGCGCUCAAGAAGCACCAAUUGAGUCACAAAAUGGAUCAGUAGCACCACCUGCAGAUUCAAAUGGACUGGAAGUACCACCUCCAGAUCAAAACGCCCAAACGACACCAAGUGUACCAGUACCACCUUCAAACUUGGCAGUACAAACGGCUCAAGAACGGUCUCAAAGCAACUCCAGAUCCGAGCGAGAAAUAGUACUGUCUCUAAGAGCUCGUUCCAGAUCAAGUUUCAGUGAUCGCGGCGAAAACACCUCGUACUCAAUUGUAGUACGAACUUCGAAACAACCCAACGCUGGUACUAAUGCCAAUGUGUUUGUGCAGGUAAAAAGGGACAUAUGGUUAACAGAUUACAUUAGGGUAGGGUAGGGUAGAGUACGAUAAGAUAGAGAAAGGUAAGGUAGUGUAUAAUACGGUUGGACAGGGUAAGGCAGAGCGCGUAGAGUGACGUACAGAAAAAUAAAAUAUUGUACUGUAGGGCAGAGCAGAGCUUGACAGGACUUGACAAAGCGUGGCCGAGGUACACUAGGACAUGGUGGGAUACAGUAGAGUAAUGUUAAGUAAGGUAAGGUACAGCAGGGUACAAAAUGAUUCGGUAAGGUAGAGUAGUGCAAGAUAGAAUACAUUAGGUUACGGUAGGAUAAGAUAGGGUACAGUAGGCUAGAGUAGAAAAAGGUAAGAUAGAGUACAAAAAGAUACAGUAGGGCAUGGUAGAGUAAAACAGGAAUAGUACGAAAAAAAAUGCAGUAGUGCACAGUAGAGCACGACAAAACAGUGUAAGGUACAAUAAGAUACAGCGGCGCAAGCUUUUUUUAAUUUUUAUAUUUUCAGCUGACUGACGAAGAUGGCCUUCAAACAGACAAGCUUCGCCUCAAAUGUUCGAUUACUCAUCGCAAGAAGUUCAGUCGUGGACAUGUAAGUACAAAAUAAAAGUGGAAGUUGAGUGGAAGAUUUUCAGUGCAAAACACAUUACAAAUCUUCCACUCAACUUCCACUUGUAAAAAGUGUCAAAAAUGUGUCUUUAGGCAAUUUUAAGGCAUUUUAAAAAUAGAAGUUGAGUGGAAAAUUUUCAGUGCAAAAUACAUUACAAAUCUUCCAUUUAACUUCCAUUUAUAAAAAGCGUUAAAAUCGUGGUUUUAAACAUUUGUAAACAAAGUUUUACAAUUUUUCCAUUUCAGAGUGACCUCUUCCUACUGGUCGAUCAAAUUCAAUUGGGUAAUCUGAAGCACGUUGACGUUUGGCAUCACAAACGGGGCGUUGGAGGGACGUGGCUACUACAUUCGAUCAAUGUCAUCGAACAUACCAACCAUAGGCUUUUCCACUUUCCGUGUUUGAAACAGCUGGGCGACAAGAAUGGACUGGUGGGUUACUGUAGCUUUUUUUAAAUUCUGAUAGAUAGGGUAGGGUAGGAUAGGGUAGGAUAGGGUAGGGUAGGGUAGGGUAGGGUAGGGUAGGGUAGGGUAGGGUAGGGUAGGGUAGGGUAGGGUAGGGUAGAAUAGAGUAGGGUAGGGUAGGGUAGGGUAAGGUAGGGUAGGGUAGGGUAGGGUAGGGUAGGGUAGGGUAGGGUAGGGUAGGGUAGGGUAGGGUAGGGUAGGGUAGGGUAGGGUAGGGUAGGGUAGGGUAGGGUAGGGUAGAGUAGGGUAGGGUAGGGUAAUGUACUGUAUUUUCAGAGCCGAAUGGACUAUGUGCGUUUGGAGGUGAAGGGAAAGCCAAUUCAAGUCCUCCAUUCAACCGAUUUCUCUGUCGAUCAGUAG